Rasamsonia emersonii CBS 393.64 is the source of this 1422-nucleotide messenger RNA. RefSeq lists its product as uncharacterized. Gene Ontology annotation, molecular function: acetylglucosaminyltransferase activity. Gene Ontology annotation, cellular component: membrane. The transcript has a single exon. NCBI's taxonomy places the organism in Eukaryota, Fungi, Ascomycota, Eurotiomycetes, Eurotiales, Trichocomaceae. Bases 1 to 1422 code for a protein of 473 amino acids. The record is from RefSeq and is a predicted model, not a curated record.
AUGUCGAGCAAGUCAUUGGAGAAGCUUUUCCCGGCUUCCGCAACACCGUCGAGGAAGGUGCUGCGGAUCUUCGCGGCCAUCUCGCUCGUCGUCGCUUUCUUUCUCUUUUACAGCCAUCUGCGGGCUAGAUAUGACUUGGUCGCUACCGCCAAAGAAGUGUCCCCAGAGCGGAUGUGCGGUGUCGAUGUCAAGGUCCUCGGGCGCUACGGUCUGUCUGGAUCCGUCCACUAUGUGCGUCGAGAGAUUGUCGCCCGUCACACCGACAAGCCGGUGCCCAUGUCCACGCGGCUGGACAUUCCUUUGCUAGACACUCAAAGCGUCAACCUGAGCCAUUCCGCCACGGACCAGGACUACACGGCCAACUGCUCGGAGCCGAUCGUCGUCGAGGUUCCUAUCCCUCCCGCCCCUGUGGACGCCUCCCACAUUGAUUUCGCCAUUGCAACAUCAGGAGAUCGGCUGAUUGGGGCCCUGGACGCUUUUGCGCACUGGGCUAGCGAUAGCAAUGCCCGCAUCUUCGCUCUGAUCGAACCUUACGGAGACAUCAAGAAAAUCAAGCGCAAGGCCAGCUCGCUCGGAAUUAACCUAAUCAUCUUCGAAUCGGAUGCAGAGUACAACGACCGGUACUCCUCGCUGGUCAAGCUCCUGGCUGAGAAUGCUCGCGAGGAAACCAAAUGGUCUUGCAUCAUGGAUGACGAUACCUUUUUCCCCUCUCUCCCUAAGCUCGUGGAAAUGCUUGCGAAGUACGACGAGACGAAACCGUACUAUAUUGGAGGAUUGUCCGAAAGUGACAAACAGGUGGCCGUCUUUGGCAUCAUCGCAUACGGCGGUGCCGGAAUGUUCUUCUCCCGACCUCUCAUGGACCAGCUGCGGGACGUCUGGGACAAGUGCGAGGCCGAUAUGGAGCACGGCGACGGGAAAAUCGCGCACUGCAUCUAUCAAUACACCACGACCAAGCUGACCGUCGACCCGGGUCUGCGUCAGCUGGACCUCAUGGGCGACGCGUCGGGCUUCUUCGAGGCGGCCCGCCCGGUGCCGGUGUCCGUCCAUCACUGGCGGUCCUGGUUCGACGCCGACAUGGUGAAACUCAGCGCUGUGGCACUGGUCUGCGGGACGACGUGUCUGCUCCGCCAGUGGCGCUUCUCGGACGGCUGGAUCCUGACGAACGGCUACUCGGUCAUCCGCUACAGCACGAACAUCCCGGACGACGACAUCAGCAUGGAGAAGACCUGGGACGACAUGAACGGGGCCACGGACGAGUCGUGGCUCUACACGCUGGGACCUUUACGACCCAAGGACCCCAAGAAAUUCAGCUACCGGCUCGAGGACGUCGUGAUAGAAGACGGCCUCAUCCGGCAGUUCUAUAUACACCGCAGUCUCCUUGAAGGCGAUCGCGUUCUGGAGUUGGCAUGGCGAAAGGAAUGA